AUGGUCAGCACCAAGUCUAGUGAAUACAUUUCCGACCGAACUUCCUUAAGUAGCCAAUUCAGAUUUCAUCACUUUCAUCCAACCGAGCAAUUACUCAUGUAUAAGGAUCCGUUCGCUAGAGGGUUGGCCUACUAUCCUCCACUUCAGGGUGCCGAGAACUUCAGCCCAGAGAUGAUUGGAUUUCAUCACCUAUCCCCACAUGAGAUGCGGAUACUUGAUUACGUGCUAUACAAACUGAAGCGAAGAACUGCCUCGAUUUCACCCGAACAUCUCGACGAUCAAGGGCUUUAA
Messenger RNA from Haemonchus placei, 291 nucleotides. NCBI's taxonomy places the organism in Eukaryota, Metazoa, Nematoda, Chromadorea, Rhabditida, Trichostrongylidae. The record is from the annotation of a GenBank genome assembly.